Molecule: messenger RNA, 456 nt
Organism: Microthlaspi erraticum
Lineage: Eukaryota; Viridiplantae; Streptophyta; Magnoliopsida; Brassicales; Brassicaceae
Source: the annotation of a GenBank genome assembly
AUGGAGGAGGUUGCUAGGAACUUGGACCAGGAAGCAGCUGGAGACCUUGUAGCUGAGGAGGAGCAGCUUGAACCUGAGGAAGUAUUGGAGGCUUUGGCCAUACCAACUGGUCCAGUCACUAGGUCACAAACUAAGCUGCUCAACCUAGACAUUGGAAGAGUACUUAGCCGUUUGAGUCGGCAGGUUCUUGAAGUCAAGCAUCCCACCUUGGAAGAUGAAGAGGAUUCGAACAAGAGUCUCAGUGAAUACCUUCUGGAGCAAAUCAAGAAGCUGAUGAUGGAUGAGUUUGAUCGGAGGGAACAAGUUAAAGAAGGGAAGCGCAAAGAGUCUAGAGAUCAUAUCCAUAUCUCGGAUGAGGAGAGGAGGAACGACCCUAUGGCCUCAAGAAGGAUGGCCGAUGAGCAAGCCAAUGCUUACUACGACAGUGGCCAUUCCUCUCAAGGCAGUCCGCUCUAG